Messenger RNA from Mercurialis annua (annual mercury), 1206 nucleotides. Its product is annotated as DNA polymerase-like. The record is from RefSeq and is a predicted model, not a curated record. NCBI's taxonomy places the organism in Eukaryota, Viridiplantae, Streptophyta, Magnoliopsida, Malpighiales, Euphorbiaceae. Gene Ontology annotation, biological process: DNA replication. The coding region runs from base 1 to 1206 and encodes 401 amino acids. Gene Ontology annotation, molecular function: nucleotide binding; DNA-directed DNA polymerase activity; DNA binding. The transcript is spliced from 4 exons.
AUGUUGAAGGCUCAAGAAAUUAAUUGGUCUAAAUACUGUAUUGAUAUCGAGGAUGUGAUGACAUUAUCAUCGCUUUCACUUGAAAUCAUUCGUAAUAAUUUCUUUGAUGAUAAUACCUUUCAUAUCAAUAUACCUAAUAGAAACCAAGAUAUUUUUAUUAGGCGUAGCUAUUAUGGUGGUCAUGUUGAUGUCUAUAAGCCCUAUGGUGAGAAUCUUUACUAUUAUGAUGUGAACUCUUUAUAUCCAUUUAUUAUGAAAUCCUAUCCUAUUCCUUGUGCUAUACCAGUUUGGAAGAAGAAUUUGAAGAGCGUUGGAUUGGAUAGCUUGUUUGGCUUUAUUGACGCCUGUGUUGUAUGUCCUACUAAUAUAUCGUGUCCAUUCUUGCCCUAUAAAGAUCAAUCUGAGUUGAAGUUUGCGCGUGAUUUAUGUUAUCGUGUAAUCCCUCUUAGGGGUUAUUUGUUUGAGAAGAAGUCAAGUCCUUUCGAAGGUUGCAUCUCAAACCUCUAUAAAAGCAGACUCGAAGCCAAGAAAGCUAGUGAUGAAGCUAUGACAUUUAUUUAUAAGAUUCUAAUGAACUCCCUCUAUGGUAGAUUGGGUAUGAAUCCUGAAAUCACUUACAUUAGCAAUAAUAGCCUUGCUGAGGACGAUGACUGGAAACCUCCUAAGAUGUCUGUUGUUCAAUUAUCUGCAGCUAUAACGGCAUGUGCUCGUAUUCAUAUGUAUCCAUACAUUUCCAGACAAGAUUCUUACUAUACUGAUACUGACUCCAUAGUUCUAGGAAGUUCUCUUCCUGAGAACAAUAUCUCUUCCAUUGAAUUGGCACCUAAAAGUUAUAUGUUAGACAUAGAAGAUGAUAGGCAUAUAAUAAAACACAAAGGUCCUGCUAAAGAGUUAUUGACAUCUAAAUGGUUUAAAGACAUAUUAGCAGAUCAAUCUCUAAGAGAUCAGAUCCCAACUAUAGCGAAUUUUCGAAUAGAUUGGAAAAAACUCCAGAUUGGACGAAAAGUUAUACUAAUCAAGCUAGGACUACCACAGAGUACGAAAAGAGAUAUGUUUUAUGAUUCAAAUAAUAUAUGGAUAGACACACGACCUAUAGAUGUUAUAGAUUUAGGAAAUCAAGAUGCUAAUACUAUUUUAAAAUACGAAUUAUUCAAUAAAAAUAAAGAAUCAGUAAGGGAUGCGAGCAGGCAUUUUAAGAAUCCGUAA